Glarea lozoyensis ATCC 20868 is the source of this 2280-nucleotide messenger RNA. RefSeq lists its product as uncharacterized. The record is from RefSeq and is a predicted model, not a curated record. The transcript has a single exon. NCBI's taxonomy places the organism in Eukaryota, Fungi, Ascomycota, Leotiomycetes, Helotiales, Helotiaceae. The coding region runs from base 1 to 2280 and encodes 759 amino acids.
AUGGCUUCCGCUUCGCGCAGAUCGGCUCACCAUGCGCCUCGUGCAACCAGAGCGAAACCUACCAUUUCUUACGCCGAACCAUCGUCCUCCUCUUCCGAUGAUGAUGAUGAUGAUGAUUCCGAAGAAGAAAGCGCAGACUCGAAUCACAGAUCGAACACUAGGCGCAGUCCUAGGAAAAGGCAAACCCACCAUCAUGAACGACCCAGCCGGUUGCGACAGUUUCGAGAGCAGCAACCUUCGGAGGACGAACCACAACAACUGCAACAGCCUGCCCUGAAGAAACAAAAACGAUCCAGAACCACGUCCGCGAGAGUAACGAGAUCUUCAAAACCUAAAAAGCGGUCCAAGACUUCAAGGCCAGCAGAUGCAAUUUCGUGGAACACCGUUAUCCCCUCCGGCGUCAUUCCACCAUGGCAGACACUUCCAUAUCAAGUCCUGCUUCAGAUCUUUGAAUAUACCGCAGGUCCUUUAUACGACAUCAACUCAUUCCAACCGUCACUCUCACAGCGAUUACUUUUGGACAUGUCAAGAAUGUGUCGCGCCUUUGCUGAACCAGCGCUGACUGUGCUUUAUAAGUCACCGCUGUUGAUUCCAAUGAUCCACGCGCACCAGUUGGUCGAUGCUAUCAAAGCAGAUCCAGCGUCUCGCUCUCUCAACUACAGACGUAAGAUCAAGUCACUUUGCAUAAAUGUCGGUCAAGUCGCUGCAUAUACACUUCCAGGAUAUGGGCUUCUUGAUCUUUACAGCCUGAUCAAAGACUUGCCUCUUCUGGCGGACCUGGAACUGUACCACCAAAAAGACAUGUCACCGUUCAGAGAUUUGGAGUCAACCAUCAAAUGGACGUAUCCUCAAAAUAUAUUCGAUGCAUUGGAGUACUUCGAUCAAGAUGCGGAUGCAUCGAAAGGAGAAAAGACAAGCGUUUGCAGAUUACGAAGUUGGCGGUGGUCCUCUAGACUCGCAGGAAAGACAUGGCCAAUUGACAAGCUUAUCAAGGUACAUCUUAAACCAUCAUUCUCUGGACUUCGGAAGCUGGCUAUUGUGAAUUACCAAAUACCAAACUCCAGCAAGAAUGAGGAGGACCCAGGACAUGAGAUCAUCCUCGCGGAUUCAUUGAAGCCAUUAAAGAAUCUGGAUCAUCUGAUCCUUGAGUCAUCAACCCUGGUUAACAGCAAGUUACUUCCAAUGCUACCUAAAACCCUCCGCCGUCUAGAGAUCACAAAUUGUUGGGAGGUGAACGCAGAGGACCUUGCAGGAUUUCUUAGUACACAUGGCCGUCUGCUUCAAGAGCUUACGUUAAACCACAACACCUCUUUGAGCAUCUCGUUUUUAACAGUCCUCGGCACAGCUUGCCCUGACCUCGAAGUUUUCAGAAUGAAUCUCACCUACUAUAACAUACAUGCCACUUAUCACGAUUCCGAACCUGCUUUCGAACAAUUGUUGUAUCCGGGAGAAUUACCAACCUGGCCUUCGAAGCUACAGCUCAUCGAGCUCAUUCAAUUGCGUAAAUGGGAAACCGAGGCAGCGGAAAUGUUCUUUCAAAGCCUACUGGACAGUGCCGCCACGCUUCGUGAUCUUCGACAUUUGACUGUCCAAGCUAUCUUGAAUAUUGGCUGGCGGGAUCGCGCUUCAUUUCGAGAUAAGUGGUUAGGAGAUAUUGAACGGGUAUUCAAGCGAGUUACAACUUCUCCGAGAAACCAUGCUACCAUCAAACCUCGACUAAGCACAAUACCUAGCACUGUUAGCAUUCCAGAAGUAGCCAUCCCAGUCCGGGAAACAAAGGCGAACGUUAGCCAGCGACCAUCCAGCGUGUCAAGUCCAAGUUCUGUCAAUAACUCACUCUCCCAAGAAGUAACGUCGACUCGUCGCUCACAACGCUCCCGUGCUCAACCGACGAAACCCAAUGUUUACGUCGAAAGUUCAGACACCUCUGACGACGAAAAACAAGAGGAUGUUCCUUUCGCGCCCAAAGAUAGUACACGCCGUGGGAACGUGCUAUCGCGCGAACUCAACAUCCUCAAGCAAACUGCUGGAAUUGAUAGUCCGUUUGCCUGGCCAUCAUCUCCUGGAAAUAGUGAGAACAAGUCUUCGGAUAGCGACGAUGCACCGCUUCGACUUAAAAGUAAGAAUGUCGAUGCACAAGUUAUACAGGGAAUGUGUGAGGUAGUCGAUCUCAGAAUUGACAAUCUGAGACCUGCCGAGAGACAAGUCACCGAAGCUGAUUUUCUCGACGAGGAAGCACCUGGAGAUGAUGAUUGGAAUGGCGAGGAUAUUGAUGAAUAG